AUGGACACCAUGAUCCCACAGCGCCCCCUUCCCUCAAAGGAAGCCCUCAAACAAUUCUAUAUGCAUAAAACCCUCACGGAAAUCCCUAAGCCCGCCGCCGUCCUAGACCUGGCCAUUAUCAAACGCCACUGCAACUCAAUGCUCCAGACAAUCCAAACCCUAGGCGUAGGCUUUCGAGCCCACGUCAAAAGCCACAAAGUAAGUUCAAUAUCCAUAUCCCAAACUUCCCGUAACCAGGCCACCCUAUUUCCAAAAAAAAAAAAAAAAAGAACCCACCGUAGAAACCCCCACCCCAAAAGCCCCCUCCCAACAAAUGAUAACAAUGAAAAGACAACCGAACUAUCCCGUCUCCAAGUCGGGACCUCAUCACCAGAGAUCAAUUACGUGGCUUCCACAGUCCUAGAAAUCGAGAGUCUGGUUCCCUUGUUGAGAGAGUUCCAGUCCAAAGGCCGCAAAGUCAAUAUCCUGUAUGGGAUCCCACUUGUCCCAUCCCAGGUUUCCCGGUUGGCCCUUGCUGCGGCAGAGCUUGGACCGGACAGUGUUUCAGUGAUGAUUGAUCACCCGGACCAAAUCAAGUUUCUGGAUACCUUUUCCCGGAUUGCGGGGUUUGCGGCGGGGGUCUUCCUUAAGGUUGAUUGUGGGUAUCAUCGGGCUGGAUUGCCGCCGAGGGCGAUGGAUAAGGGGGGUUUAUUUUCUAAGCUGGAGGAGUUGGAGAAGACGGGAGCGGGGAGAUUGGUUGGGAUUUACUCGCAUAGUAGUUUGAGUUAUGGGGGACGGAAUCGGGGGGACGCACUCAGGCAUUUGAGGGGGGAGGUCGAGGCUUGUUUGCUUGCUUUGGAUUCCUAUGCCGGGGUUUUGCCCGUGGAUAGGGAGUUGGUUGUCAGUGUGGGUGCGACGCCGCAGGUUGUUGCUGCGGAGGCUGUGGCCGAGGGGGAUGAUGCUGAGCUGGAGGAGUUGAGGAAGUUUCUAAAGGAGCCGGAUACGGGGGCAUUCAAGGGACGGGUCAGGGUUGAGUUGCAUGCGGGCAAUUACCCGUUGCUGGAUAUGCAGCAGAUGAGUACAAAUGCGGGGGGUGUGCGGGAGAGAUUCUUUGAUGAGGUGGGUGCUUAUGUGGUGGCUGAGACUUGCAGUGUUUAUAACGAUGGGGAGCGUGAGUAUCCGGAGGCGCUGGUCGCUGUGGGCACUUUGGGUAUGGGGCGUGAGCCUUGUCCGAGUUAUAAAGGAUGGGGGGUCGUUGGGCCUUGGGGCUUGCCAACCACCCCGCAGAGGGAUCGUUUGUAUAUUGAUCGGAUCAGUCAGGAGCACAGUAUCCUGAGGUGGGAGUCGGAGGAUGUUGCAAAGAAGAUUCCACUGAGUGUUGGACAAACUGUCAAGAUUUAUCCCAAUCAUGCGUGCAUAACAGGUGCGAUGUACGGUUGGUACUUGGUGGUUGACUCCAGUAGUGACCCCGAUGCUACAAAGGUAGUUGAUGUCUGGGUUAGGUGGCUGGGAUGGUAA
Aspergillus oryzae RIB40 is the source of this 1497-nucleotide messenger RNA. RefSeq lists its product as uncharacterized. Gene Ontology annotation, biological process: D-serine catabolic process. Gene Ontology annotation, molecular function: D-serine ammonia-lyase activity. Bases 1 to 1497 code for a protein of 498 amino acids. The transcript has a single exon. The record is from RefSeq and is a predicted model, not a curated record. NCBI's taxonomy places the organism in Eukaryota, Fungi, Ascomycota, Eurotiomycetes, Eurotiales, Aspergillaceae.